Periophthalmus magnuspinnatus is the source of this 2744-nucleotide messenger RNA. RefSeq names its product elaC ribonuclease Z 2 (gene elac2). Gene Ontology annotation, cellular component: mitochondrion. The record is from RefSeq and is a predicted model, not a curated record. Bases 126 to 2636 code for a protein of 836 amino acids. Gene Ontology annotation, biological process: mitochondrial tRNA 3'-end processing. Lineage: Eukaryota; Metazoa; Chordata; Actinopteri; Gobiiformes; Gobiidae. Gene Ontology annotation, molecular function: 3'-tRNA processing endoribonuclease activity. The transcript has 24 exons.
GUCAUCAUUUAAUGCCGGAAGAGGUGUCAAUGUGACAAAGCAACCUCAGCUCAGCUAUAAAUGCGUCUUUUCUCCUCCGAAAUGGUUUAACGUGAAGAUCUCGAACACCGAGGGUUGGGUUUAGUAUGAGCCCGCUUUAUAGCUCGUUUAAAUCCGUUGCUUUGCUGUUUUCCAAAGGUAAAUCACUUUUUCCGACGGCCCCUGUCGUUUCACGCCGAAUCUCCCUUUUUCCUCGCAACGUUUUCCAGUUUAUCCGCAAAAUGGCGACUAACAGCUGUAAUGUUAAUAACAAUAGUAAUACAGAGGGAAAACCGCAGAAGAAAGCUAAACUAAAGGAGCCUCUGCGCCGAACCAAGACGAAAGAGAACCGGCAGAAGCGAGGAGACGUGCACAGCCCCUCCACAGUUUACGUGCAGGUGGUGGGAGCAGGGACCCGAGACAGCCCCGCUUCCCUCUACGUCUUCUCAGAGUUUAACAGAUACUUGUUUAACUGUGGAGAGGGCACUCAGCGGCUGAUGCAGGAGCAUAAAUUAAAAGCAGCGCGUCUCGAUAAUAUCUUCCUCACGAGGCUGAGCUGGGAGAACGUGGGAGGCCUCUCAGGGAUGAUUCUCACGCUGAAGGACACUGGCGUCCCAGAGUGCGUUCUGUCUGGACCUCCACAGCUGGAGAACUAUCUUAGGGCUAUAAAGUCGUUUUCUGGACCCCUGGAUGACAUCCAGCUGUCGGUGCGUCCGUACACAGAGAAGUCCCACACUGAUGAGACCAUGACAGUGACACAGGUGCCAAUAUUUGCUCAAGCGACGAGUCCCACAAACACAACACAGAGCUCGAGCAGCAGCAAAGCAGCUGACUCCAGACUUCGUAGAGAUCCGUCGCUGGUUGUUGCCUUCAUCUGUAAGCUUCAUCCAAAAAAGGGAAACUUUCUGGUGUCUGAGGCCAAGGAACUGGGUCUGCCCGUAGGCACAGCAGCAAUCGGACCCCUGAUUAAGGCACUGAAGGAAGGUCGCAAUGUGGAGUUUGAGGGGAGAGAGAUCUGUCCGGAGCAGGUGUGUACUCCCACAGACCCAGGUCCAGUGUUCUUGGUUCUGGAGUGUCCCUCAGAGGAGUUCAUCCCAGAAGUUUGCUCCAACCCACAACUGCAAAGACACGUGUCGGGGGCAGACGAUCCGGCUGCUCUGGUGGUCCACAUGUGCCCAGAGUCGGUCCUGAGGUCAGGGCAGUACCAGCACUGGAUGGAGAGUUUUCCCUCCUCGACGGAGCACCUGAUCCUGAACGAGAACUCUUGCACAGUUCAUAACGUGCGCAGCCACAAACUGCAGACUCAGCUCCACAUGAUCCACUCAGAGGUGUUUCCCCGACUGCAUCGGGUCAAAGCUCAGGAGCCUCAGGCCACUCUGCACGUCCCAAACAUCCGAGCUGAGUGUCUGCUCAAGUAUCAGCUCAGACCGGUCAUGGGCUGGCACAGAGAUGCGAUUCCGGUCUGUGAUGAUGAGCAGUUCAUGCGAGAGGCAUCUGAGGUCCCUCUGUUUGUGGAGGAGGUGGAGAAGAGCAGAAAACUGUGUUCCAAACACCGUUCAGACACAGAAGUAGCAGGGCCGUAUCCAGAGGUGGUGUUUUUAGGCACCGGUUCAGCUCUGCCGAUGAAAACCAGGAAUGUCAGCGGCACUUUGCUCAAUAUCAGCCCGACCCAGUCCCUGCUGUUGGACUGUGGAGAGGGGACAUUUGGGCAAUUGUGUCGUCACUACGGAGACCAGGUGGACGAGGCUCUGUGUAAGAUCACCUCUGUGUUUAUAUCGCACAUGCACGCUGAUCACCACACGGGGCUGCUCAAACUGCUGUACCAGAGGCAGAGAGCACUGUCAUCUCUGGGUCAGGACUUCGCUCCAGUGUUUCUGAUGGGCCCGACUCAUAUCAUGUCAUGGCUGAACCAAUAUCACGAGGCCUGUGAGGACCUCCUGAAACACGUCAGCUUCAUCCCAAACAGGAGCCUCUCUGCAGACGCAGAUGGGACCAAACCCAGGACCCAGAGCCUGAUCCAGGCCCUGCUAAAGAAGAACAGUCUGAGCCAGUUUGAGACGUGCUUGGUGCGUCACUGUAAAAACUCGUUCGCCUGUUCGCUCUCCCACAGCUCCGGCUGGAAGCUCUCCUUCUCCGGAGACACGAUGCCCUGCGACGACCUGGUCAACAUCGGGCGAGACUCGACGCUGCUGAUCCACGAGGCGACACUAGAGGACGCUCUAGAGGAGGAGGCUGUGGAGAAGAGACACAGCACGACGUCUCAGGCCAUCGGCGUUGGGAUGAAGAUGAACGCAGAGUUUAUCAUCCUGAAUCACUUCAGCCAAAGAUACGCCAAGGUCCCCCUGUUCAGCUCAGACUUCAGCGACAGAGUGGGCGUGUCCUUCGACCACAUGAGGGUGAGGUUCAGAGACCUUAAACAACUGCCGUUCCUCACACCGGCUCUGAAGACUCUGUUUGCAGAAGACCUGAGCGAGAUGGAGGAGGAGAGAGAGAGACGAGAGUUGAGGAACCCCAAAGCAUCUGCACCACCCAAGAGGGAUAAUCUGCAGCCACAAGGGGGCGCUAAACGAGAGUCAGAGACUGUCCCCACAGACGCCAAGAGGCUGAAGACCCGAUGAAGUCUGAGCACUUCUAAAAUAUCUGAAUUUUAUUUAAAUUAGCAAUUUUUCUUUAAAAGCUGAUUAAAAAGUGAAUAAUCGAAAUAUAAAAAAAAACAUGUUGAAUCU